ACUAGUAACGAUGACAACUUUUGGGAAGAUUGGAUUGAACAUGAUUCCAUUCUUAAAGAUAUUAAUGAGGUGGAAAAACGAUGUAAUUCACAAAAACCAAAUUUAAAUACGACUUCAGAUUCCGUAGUUUCAUUAAGAGGUGCUAUGUUAUUAACGGCACAUAAAGAAAAGGAUUCCCCUAAUGAAAAUGAGUCAGUACCUCAUAAUUCCUCAAACCAUUCGGAAAAUGAAUUCAAAAUUCCAAAUACACAAGCUUUGAAAAAAAAAUCAAAUACAUCGCUGCCAAAUAAUAGUUCACCGUCUCACCCAAAAGCAAAACGAUUAAGAAAUUUAAAUGAAACUACCAAUGGAGGCCAACUUUUAUUUCAAAGUGCUUCAAAGCUUUAUGAUAAUGAUAAAAUUAUCAAAGAUAACAUUUUAGUUAUGGAAAAAGAAUUAUUAGGGGAAUCAUUAUCGGAGCAAAGAAGAAAUCACGAUAUUUCUAUUUUGGACAAACAUAAUACAACUCUAAUGUGUGAAUUAAAUGGUCUUUUUGGUAAUAAUUUGAAGAAUGCUGUUGAACAAGACUUUAGUCGUAUUGAAGAUACUAUUCACUCUAUUCCAGAGUAUAUACCAAUACCAGAAAAGGGUAAUGCGAGUGCAUUCAAUGAAAGUUCUUAUAAUUUUAAUUUGACAAACGACACUUUCGCGAAAACAAUUAAAAACAACAAUAAUUGUCCAAAUAACACUCUACGAACCAAUGGAAUAUCAUCACAAUCAUUUGACAGUGCUUUUAAUAAUUUACCGUCAACUUUAACUCUGAAUGGAUUUAAAAAUAUGGGUCCUUUUUAUGGCUUACCUCUAAAAGUAAAAGAAUUGCUUGCUAGUGCCAAAGGAAUAGAUGAAUUAUAUGAUUGGCAGGAUGAAUGCUUAAAUUUGCCAGCAUUAAAACAACGUAAAAAUUUAAUAUACGCCUUACCUACAAGCGGUGGUAAAACUUUGGUGGCAGAAAUUCUUUUAUUUCAAGAAAUUGUCUGUAGAAAUAAAAAUGUUUUAUUUAUUUUACCUUAUGUCUCGAUUGUUCAAGAAAAGAUUUGGGCAUUAGCACCAUUCCAAAUUGCAUUAGAUUUUCUUGUUGAAGAAUAUGCGGGUAGUAAAGGGAAAUAUCCACCAAGACAACGUCGUAACAAGCGAUGUGUAUAUGUCGCAACUAUAGAGAAAGCAUCGAAUCUUAUUUAUAGUUUGUAUGAAAAUGGCCGUAUUAAAGAAUUAGGUUUGAUAAUUGUAGAUGAAAUACAUUUACUUGGUGAAUCUCGUCGUGGUUGCGUCUUGGAAACAUUAUUAUCUAUUGUCCUAUAUUUGAAAGAGAAUAUACAAAUAAUCGGAAUGAGUGCCACAAUUGGAAAUUUAAAUGACUUAUGUCAAUUUUUAAAUGCUGAAGUCUACACCCGAAAUUUUCGGCCAGUAGAAUUAACUGAAUAUUUUAAAUGUAAUAAUAAAAUUUUCAAAAUUGAAUAUAAUGCUGAAAAAAUGGUGCAAUUUGCAAGAAAUAUGGAAAAUUCUUCAGAGAUUGCAAAUAAACUAGAUCCAGAUCAUAUUGGAAUACUAGUCCAAGAGAUUAUAUAUGAAACUUCUUGUUUAAUAUUUUGUCCGACUAAGAAAAAUUGUGAAAAUGUUGCCGUACUUUUAACUGAGGUUUUAAAUAAGAAUAUUUUGGAUCUUCAUCAAAAGGAACGGCAUCAAUUAUGCUCAAUCAUGCAAAACGAUGGACGUUUAUGCCCCAUUUUAAAGAAGACUCUUCCAUACGGUAUCGCGUAUCAUCAUUCUGGAUUAACUAGUGAAGAGCGUGUUCUCAUUGAGGAUGCAUUUCGAUCUGGUGUUAUUAAUGUGAUUUGUUGUACAUCAACAUUAGCAGCUGGCGUUAAUCUUCCAGCACAACGAGUAAUUUUACGAUCGCCGUAUGUAGGAUCCGAAUUUAUAUCUCUCUCAAAGUAUAAACAAAUGAUUGGACGAGCAGGACGAGCCGGCUUUGGUGAGAUGGGUGAAAGUUAUCUAAUUUGUGCACGAAAAGAUAUUACAAGAUUACAAAAGUUAUUAGAAUCGUCUAUGGAACAUGCAUUGUCUACGUUACAUGAAAAUAAUAAUUUGGGUUUAAAGAAUUUUUUCCUAAGCGUAAUUGGUCUUGGAAUUGCAAAAAACCGAAAAGAAAUCAACGAAUUAAUGAAGUAUACUUUGUUAUCAGUGCAAAAAGAUAAAUUGAAUUUAAAUAUUAAACAAGUAGUCGAUUCGUCAAUUAAGUCCUUACUUGAACAACAAGUUGUCUAUGGAUUGCCGAAUCAACCUGAAAUGACGCCUUCAGACUCUAAAGUUGUAUUAACAUGUGACGAGGAAUUAGGAGUAACCCGACAAGGAAAAGCUGCCAUAAAGAGUGGUUUACAAGUUACCAAAGCCCAAAUGAUUUUUGCAGAUUUGAUUAUAGCACAAAGAAGUUUAGUAUUACUAAAUUCACUACAUCUUUUAUAUUUGGUUACACCUUAUGAUUUAGCCGAAUCAAUACGACCUGAAAGGGAUAUUUAUUAUGGUGCUUAUAAUAGUUUAGACAAGGAUGAAGUGGUAGCCGCAAGAGUGAUUGGAAUUACUGAAUAUUCUGCAAUUCGAAUAAUGCGAGGACAACCAUUACGAGAUUUACCAGAACGUGUGUAUAAAAGAUUUUAUUUAACAUUAAUGUUACUUGAAUUAUGGAAGGAGGUUCCUAUUUUUUUGGUUGCUGAAAAGUUUAAAGUUAAUCGUGGUUUUUUACAACAAUUGAUGACAUCAUCAGCAAGUUUUGCAUCAAAUUUAUUUCAUUUUUGUGAAAAUUUAGAGGAAUUUCGAUGUUUUUGUGCUUUAUUAGAUGAUUUAUCAAGCCGUUUAGUUCAUUGUUGUACACCAGAAUUAUUACCAUUAUUAGAACUGCCUCAUGUGAAAAAAUCGCGUGCCAAACAAUUAUUACAAGCUGGUUUCAAUAACUUACAAACAAUUGCAACAACUCAGCCGUUAACUUUAGUUAAAGCAAUACCCAAUUUGAGUACCAAAGUUGCAAUACAAAUGAUCAAUACAGCAAAGUUGAUUUUACUACAAAAAGUGGAAAAUUUACGUGAAGAUGCUCAAGAUUUGUUGGAGUUGAACGUUGAAGAUCAAAUAUCGUAGCUGUCUGCCA
This is a messenger RNA of Chrysoperla carnea, 3178 nucleotides long. It is a transcript of the gene mus301, whose product is annotated as helicase POLQ-like. The record is from RefSeq and is a predicted model, not a curated record. The transcript is spliced from 15 exons. NCBI's taxonomy places the organism in Eukaryota, Metazoa, Arthropoda, Insecta, Neuroptera, Chrysopidae. Gene Ontology annotation, molecular function: nucleic acid binding; ATP binding. Bases 145 to 3168 code for a protein of 1007 amino acids.